AUGAGUCUUUCUUUAUUCGGGUUGGGCCUACUGAAGAAGGUUGGUCCUAUCAUUUGGCAUCUUUUAAUGAGUUGACUCUGUUGCAGCGAAGUCUGUGUUUCCCUUACUGAAUCGGUUAUGGCAAAGUGUGGUUCGUGGAAUGGAAUGGUUUCGGAAACCCUUACCCCUGACAACUAUGAGGAUUGGAGCAUUAUGGCGAAGAACUAUCUGGUGAGCCAAGAUCUGUGGAGUAGCGUUAUUGAAGAUGCUGGAACAGCACCCGAUUAUUCCUCCGAACAAUGGAAGAAGAACAAAACGCCAAGGCUUUGCACAUUAUUCAGAUGUCUUGCGGAUCCGAAACUUUCUCUCAGAUCAAAGAAACCACAACGGCCAAAAGUGCCUGGAAUACCUUGGCCUCCUUGUACAAGUCUAGACUUGGAGCUACUGCUGACAUAGAGCAAGGAUUGCCUUUACUUCAUAGAGGUGUACAAAGAGGCGAUUGGGAUACUGCAAGCACAUUCGUGAACAACAAUCGGAAAGCAAUGUAUGAGGCUUCAAAAUUGGGGAAGACGGUUGUUCACGUUGCAGUUCUCACUGGACAAGAGGAUAUGGUGGAAAAGUUGGUAAACAAAGUGCCAAAACGGCUUCUGUUGGAACGCGAUACAAGAGGGUAUACGGCGCUGGCUCUUGCUGCAGAGUUGAGUGACACUAUCUCUGUGGCCAAAUGCAUGGUUGAUAGGAACAAAGACUUGUUAACAAUCAAGACUAACGAGGGGUUGAUACCGGUUGUGCUUGCUGCUGUUAAAGGCAACAAAAAUAUGGCCAAGUAUUUGUUUAGUGAAACUCCUGUGAAGGUGUUCAACGAGGACAGCGGCUACACCACUGCUUUACUUCUUACCAGAUGCAUCACUAGUCAGAUAUUUGAUGUUGCAUGGAAGCUGCUGAAAAAUAAUCCAAGAAUACCCCUCACCAUGAAAUUUGAUGGUGUUAGUCCUUUAUUUGCAUUGGCUCAGCAACCAUCUGCAUUUCCCAGUGUAAAUCCACCUAAUUUCUGGCUACAAUGGCUUUACAAUGCCAUACCUGAAACCUAUGUGGAGGAAGUUGAUUCGAUUAACACUAGAAUGCAUAUGAACGACGAAGAGGAAAGAGGGAAUACUAAACCAGGUCUCUUCUUUUGUGUGAUUACCAAACUUCUUAAUCUUCCUGGUCUCUUCUUUUGUGUGAUUACCAAACUUCUUAAUCUUCCUGGGAUAAGAAAGACAUACAAGAAAAGAAUGACUCACUAUCGUGCAGUUAAGAUCCUUGAUAACAUGGCUAAAGGAAUCAUGGGUUUUGAUGAAGCAAAGCUGAAAGAGGCGUCAGUUUAUGAGUCCCUAUUGGAAGCAUCCAAAAGUGGAAUUGCUGAGUUCAUAAUCAAGUUGACUCAGGCUAAUCCUGAUCUUUAUUGGGUUAUUGAUGAAAAUCAAAGAGGAAUAUUUUCAUAUGCCAUUUUGUAUCGUCGUGAAAAAAUUUUCAACCUCAUAAAAGGUUUGAAAGGACAAGGAAAGGUGAUCAUUUCUCGCACAGAUAUAUUUGGUAACAAUAUGUUGCAUUUGAUAGGGACAUCAGUGCCUAUAGCCGAGCUUGAUCGCAAAUCUGGUCCAGCUUUGCAAAUGCAAAGAGAACUUCAAUGGUUUAAGGCGGUGAAAAGAAUUUUGCAUCCAAAGUUUCAACAAGCUGUAAAUGGAGAUGGCAUGAAGCCUAAAGAAGUAUUUACUAAAAAACACGAGGAGCUAUUGAAGGAUGCAGAAAAAUGGGCUAAGGAGACAGCAACAUCCUUCACAAUAGUGGGGACUCUUAUCAUAACCAUUGUGUUUGCAGCAGCAUUCACUCUUCCUGGAGGAAACGACCAAACUACUGGCAUUCCUAUCUUUUUACACAAAAGAAUGUUCACAACUUACAUGGUGUCUGAUGCUAUCUCACUUUUUGCUUCCUCCACUGCUGUCAUGAAUUUUAUUGGAAUUCUCACAUCUCGUUAUGCUGAAAGGGAUUUUAGUAAAUCCCUGCCACUAAAGUUGAUGUUUGGACUUUUCACACUCAUAUGUUCAAUCCUUGCUAUGAUGGUUGCAUUUUGCUCUGCCUUUUCUUUGAUGCUGCGGGAUUCAGGGCAUUUCAAGAUAGUGAGAUUUGUCAUCUCCAUUGCAAGUUUGUCUGUGGCCAUAUUUCUACCUAUCCAACUACAUCUCCUGCUUGAGAUUUUUAAUUCUACCUUCAGAUCAGAGAUACUAAAUAUCAAGAAAAUCUAAGCUUAUACAAGUGUACUAGUAGCUAAUGUAAAAAGAAAUUUGCCUUUACUUUAAAAGGUUAUAGAUCAUUCAUACUACUUUGAAAUUCAAAGACAAGACACUAAUAUUUUGCGUCUAUGGUUGACGAUGAAGUUGGAAGCUUUUCUGUUUCUAGAAUGAGGGUAGGGGGCGAGAAGCUAGUGCGGGCUGUGGAUAAGAUCGUGGAAAACGCCCGUAAGGAUAUGAAAGAGGUAGAACCCCAGUUCCUAGAAUUCCAGCAUAGUCUAAAGCGACUAGUAGAAGACCUCACUCUUCUACUUGGACCCUUAUCCUCUUCCACCCCUUUCGAGAUCAAUCUUCGCCGUAUGCUUCGCCAGACUUUGAACAGGAUACGAAAUCAUCUGAUUUGUCAUGUCGCUAGAAUUAGAAGCACCGUUUCUCAUCUGAUUUGUCAGGCAAGCCCAGUUGAUGGGGUCCAAGCCCAGGCCCACAUAUAUGGCCGGAAUCAUGAUUAUGGCAAGAUUGUGGAGUUUCUUUGUAGCCAAGCACAAACACAUGCCUCUCACAUCCUUUCCAUCUAUCCCAUUGUUGGCAUGUCUGGGAUUGGAAAAACAACACUUGCUCAAUUGGUAUACAAUCAUCAACGGGUAAGUACCCAUUUUGAUGUAAGAAUUUGGAUUUCUUUUUCUGCCAAUUUCUCUGUCAAGAAGAUUCUGUGUUCCAUUAUAGAUUCUGUUGCACAAGAAAAGUAUGAUCACUACGAUUUAGAUGUAGUGGAAAGAAAAGUGCGAGACCUUUUGCAAUGGAAAAGGUACUUGCUUGUUUUAGAUGAUCUUCACCUCGUAUAUGGUGAACUGAACGAGUUGAAAUCUAUGUUGACUCGAGGAUCAAAAGGUUCUUGCAUUUUGGUAACUACUCUCUUUAAGGAGGUUGCGCAAGUCAUGGGAACAUUCGGACCUCAUCACUUGACUCCUCUAUCAGAGGACCACUGUUGGUCAGUUUUCAAACAAUAUGCAUUUAGACCUGGCGAACAAGAGCCUGAAGUUCUUAAACGAAUAGGCAAAGAAAUAGUAAAAAAGUGUGAGGGAUUGCCUCUUGCUGCACAAGCAUUGGGAGUUCUAAUGCGCUCAAUGAAUAAGGAACAUGAAUGGCUUAGAGUUGUACAUAAUUGGUCAUGGCAUUCUGAACCUGAGCUUGGUAAUUCUGCUUUGACUUCUUUGAGCUUGAGAUAUUCCAAUUUAACCCUAUGCUCAAGGCUUUGUUUUACUUUCUGUGCCAUAUUUCCCCAAAUACAGAAAUUAUGAAGGAUGAUUUGAUUCAUCUAUGGAUGGCAAAUGGGUUUAUUUCAUCCGACGGGAACUUGGAGGUUGAACAAGUUGGCGACAUAAUAUGGAAUGAAUUGUACCACAAAUUAUUCUUCACAGAUGUCAAGACAGAUGAUUAUUCAGGGGACAUAUCUUUCAAGAUGCUUGGUCCUGUCCAAGAGUUUGUUGAGUCCACUAAGAGCGGAGACUGUGUGAUUUUGGAUAAUUAUAACAAGACUUCUUUGUCAGCAACGACACUCCAUGUUAGUUUUGGUUCUGAUUUGUUAUUAUUCAGUAAGGGAACCUUACAAAGAGCUGAAAACUUGCAAACAUUAUAUCAGUUUGAGUUUGCAUUUCAUAACACAACCUCUGGUUGUUUUCUAACAAACUGUUAUCUUCGGGUUUUAAGAACAAGUUAUUUAGAGUUAUCAUCACUCAGGAACUUAAUUUGUUUGAGGUAUUUGGAGCUUUAUGGUUUUCAAAUAAAAAGCCUCCCUGACUCAAUUUAUAGCCUGAAAAAGUUGGAAACAUUGAAAUUGACAUCCUGUCGUAAACUUAUGUGUCUACCAAAGUACUUGACUCGCUUACAGAAUCUUAGGCAUUUUGUCAUCAGUGAAUGUCCUUCAUUAUCUCGCAUGUGCCCAAACAUGCACAAAUUAUCUUGUCUAAGAACAUUAAGUUUAUUCAUUGUUAGUUCAAAGAAGGGGCACAAAUUGGAAGAGUUAAGGGGCCUAAACCUCGGAGGAAAACUAUGCAUUGAAGGCCUAAAAUAUGUUGGCAGUUUAUAUGAAGCAGAAGGGGCCAAUUUGAUGGGUAAAACAAAAUUACAUGAGUUAUCCUUGUCAUGGGACAGCUGUGGUGAACCUAAGUCAAAUGCUACAAUGAAUGUUGAGGAAGUACUUGAAGCACUUCAGUCUCCCCCAAAUCUUAAGACAUUGAGAAUAUAUGAUUAUGAAGGAUCACGCUUGCCGAGUUGGAUUCAAAAGCUCAAAAGUUUAGUUACUCUUGAACUUUUUGAUUGCAAAAUGUGUCAGCAACUUCCACAACUUGGUAAACUACCCUUCUCAAAAGGCUUGAAAUAUUUUCUAUGGAUGAUGUGCAAUACAUGGAUGAUGAUGAAUCUUGCCACGGUGUGGAAGAGUGUUUCCCAUCUUUGGAGCAACUCAAUGUUUGAGGGUUACCAAACUUAAAACACUUGUUGAAAGUGGUGGAAAGAUCUAUCAUCUUUGCUAGAGGGAAUGCUUAGAAACCUUUCUGGAGGUGAAGAUCUAUCAUCUUUGCUAGAGGGAAUGCUUAGAAACCUUUCUGGAGGUGAAGAUCUAUCAUCUUUGCUAGAGGGAAUGCUUAGAAACCUUUCUGGAGGUGAAGAUCUAUCAUCUUUGCUAGAGGGAAUGCUUAGAAACCUGGCGUGUCUUAAAACUAUGAUAUUGUAUGAUUUCCCGAAACUGAAGGUAUUGUCAGAUGAACUCCUCAAACUAAAUGCUAUGGAGCGUUUAGAAAUCAAAUGGUGUGGUGAUCUUAUGUCUUUACCGGAGCAAGAAGGCUGGUCAGGUCUGUUGUCUCUUCGUUAUUUGGAGAUUGCUUACUGUGGAAGAUUCACAUCCUUGCCAGAAGGUGUUAGACAAGUCACAUCUCUUGAGGUUCUCAAAAUUGAAUUCUGCCCAGAUUUGGAGAAAAGAUGCAAAAAGGGAACAGGAGAGGACUGGAACAAGAUAGCACACAUUCCACAAGUAAUUUUGUUGCAAUAGUAUGAGGAUGAACCAAUCUUUUGUCAACCUCAGCAUAUGGUACUCGAGUCUUGUCUCUUCGACUAUGUGAAUGUGACUAGUGUGCAAAUUAGUGGUGUUCGAAGCUUGCUGAGGAGCGGAAUUCCUUUUCUCCGUUCAUCCUUCUCCUUCUCCAUUUUUCUUCCAUUGUUUUCUCUUCCCGGAGUUCGGAAUCUUCUCACCGAGACAAUGACUAGAACCAACGAGCAGAGAGCCCGUGCCAUGGAGAUGAUGGCUAUGGCUAUGCAACAGCAGAAUGCCUACUUUGCUAGGAUGGAUACUGAUAGAGCUGCAGCUGGUGCAGCAAGGCCAGUUGGGUCACAGGAGAGCCGGGAUCUUGCUGAGUUUCGCAAGUGUCAUCCUCCGCAAUUUAAGGGUGAUGCAAAUCUAGAGGUAGCUGACCACUGGAUCUGUGAGCUAGAGAAGAUCUUCACUGUGUUGGAAUGUUCUCAGGAGAGGAGGUUGGCAUAUGCCGUCUACAUGCUGGUUGGAGAGGCUGAACAUUGGUGGAGGGGUACCCACCACAUGUUGGUUGCUAGAGGAGUUUCUGUUGACUGGGAGUGCUUCAAGAGGGUAUUUCUUGAGAAAUACUUCCUAGAGAGUGUGAGGCACGCCAAGGAGGCUGAAUUCAUGCAGUUGCACCAAGGAGGGAUGUCAAUUUCCGAUUAUGCGAUGAGAUUCGAGCACCUGACUCUUUUAUUCGCAAGCUAUUUUUGAGGCUUGGAAAUGCAGGAAGUUUACUGAGGGUCUGAGACAAGAGCUGAAGAGGGUGGUGGUGCCUAUGGCCAUCACUGAGUUUCCGGCCUUGGUUGAGAAGGCGAAGGUUGUUAAGCGGUUGGAAGGUGGCAACCGUGUGAUGAAAACUGUUGAGGGACCAGCUGGGUCCAAGAAAGGUGGAGGUCAGAGGAAGCCAUUAGGAAACCUGUUGAUACUGCUCGAGGUGGGAAACAUGGUGGAGGUGCCACUCUCAAGUGUUACAGGUGUGCAAGACCCCAUUUUGUUCGAGAUUGUCCACACACGGAGAGCCGGUGUUUCAGGUGUCAUUAGAUGGGUCAUGAGUCGACUAACUGUCCCACCAGAAACAGAUCGGAUAGGGGUGCUCUAAGAGGUGAUAGACCUGCUGCUGCGGGGAGGGUAUUCGCCUUGAUUAGGGCUGAAGCUUUUACUUCUUCUGAUCUUGUGAAGGGGAAUGGUAAAACUGCUGUUUGAACUGCAAUGAUCAUACUAUGUAUGAGAGCAGAGCAAGGAUGGGUUGGUAUCUUGAGGCAGGUCUGCAACUGGCAAAUGGAGUGAAUAUUUGAUGUUUUGUUGUUUUGACUACUUAUUGUAGCUAUUUUGAUGUAUUUUGUACAUUGAUUUGAGCUGCAGGCUAGACAUAUGUGUAUAUACUUUAUAUUAUAUAUGUAUGUUUUAUUCUGUGUGAUGCUGUGUAGUUUGUUGUGUGACGGUCAGGCAGGUCGUUACAACUAGUGUUUGGCUUGCUUGUUGCAUUCAUAGGUGGACAGAAUGUAGACUCAGCUUGUGUGAACAUUAGCAGUAUUUUCUCGAAUUUGCAUUGUUUUAUUUAUUUGUCUAUAUUGGCGGGAUGUUGA
Cajanus cajan (pigeon pea) is the source of this 6905-nucleotide messenger RNA. The record is from RefSeq and is a predicted model, not a curated record. Lineage: Eukaryota; Viridiplantae; Streptophyta; Magnoliopsida; Fabales; Fabaceae.